CGAAAGUCUGCAUGGACUGUACCUGCCUGUCGCCAUGAAGGAUACAAAGCUCCAGGAGGUGGACGCUGUGUGGGUUGCUCUGCGGCCCUGGGGGCGGUUCCAAGUUUUCCAACUCUUCAUCGUUCUUGUUGAUGCUCUUCCUUGCUCGUUCGCGAUCCUCAGCGCAGUAAUCACAGGCUAUAUACCGGAGUUCACGUGCUUGGAUGUCGAGGACGGCGGCAAUCAGACGGUUGACCGGAAGUUCGAGGUUCAUAAUGACCAGUGCUCUUAUGACGUAUAUUCUGUGAACGGAAACCAGUCCGAGCUCCUAGAAACAAAAGCAUGCACGAAAUUUGCAUAUAGCUACGAAAACUCGUACGCCUUCGAGUGGGGGUUGGUUUGCGAACGCUCGAACCUUGCGGCACUCGCUCAGUCACUCGUGAUAGCCGGCCAGGGCAUCGGCGCGUUCACCAUGUCACACUUAGCGGACCGUGUCGGCCGGAAGACCGUGCGCGUUAUCUCACAUUUGGGUAUCCUGUUGACAAUGGGCAUCAUGGCGGCAUCACAGAAUAUUUACAUGCUGUUGGCGCUCCGGCUUGUGGCUGGGACCUUUCAACAGGGCGUGCUUUGUACGGGGAAGAUCCUUGCUCUUGAGACGUUUCCGCGGCAGCAGCGGUCCUAUAUCGAGGCGGCGUCUUUCCUUGCCUGGUCAGUUGGCGUCAUGAUUCUCGCCCUCCUCGGCUGGCUCUUCCAGGACCUUAAUUGGCGCUACUUGCAGCUUACACUUGCUGCGUUCUCAUUGUAUGCUCUGAUACAGUGGUGGAUGAUAGACGAAUCUGUCCGCUGGCUGGUCAGUAACGGUCGGAUCAAGGAGGCCAAACGCAUCCUGCGGAAGGCUGCUCGGUGGAACAAUGUCGACUAUGCGAAGGUUGAAGCUGCCUUUGAUGAGCAUGUGCAUGUUGGACCAGUGAUGGAAAGACCUCUCCUUCCAGUGAAUGGGGGAGCUCCAGAUAGUAGGAGCGAGGAAAACGGGGCUGAUUUAAAAGUAAACGGUACGCAAUCUGGAAAUGAAAAGGAAGUACGCGGUGUUGAAAAAUACACUGUGAUUGACAUUUUACGGAACCCUGCACUACGAGCCAAUACGCUCAUAUUGUGGUAUACUUGGAUCGUGGCUACGGGCACGUAUUACGGGCUUACGUUGGUCUCUACUCAUUUGGCCGGCAACCGUUUCCUUAACUUCUUCCUCAGCGGGGCCAUUGAAGUACCCUCUCUUUCACUAGACUUCUACCUCUUCAACAAGAUCGGCCGAAAGCGGACUUUGAUCCUGUGGUUCGCAAUAGUCGCCUCAACCUUGGUGGUGUCGACCUCUCUACUAACAGCCUUCCCGGGGGUCGGGGCAGCAGCCAUCGUGGCGACAUGUUUCUCUUUGGUUGGCAAGUCUGCCAGCACCGGGUCCUUCAGUACCGUUUUCCUCUACACGCCGGAAAUAUACCCAACAAAUUAUAGAAACAGUGGUCUGGGGGUUGCUUCCUCUGUUUCUCGUAUUGGUGGUCUUCUGGCGCCGUUUGCAAGUAACUUGGCUUUGAUUGCCAUGUGGAUUCCGGGCGCUAUCUUCGCUACCAUGUGCUUCAUCGUAGUGCUGCUGGCGAUGCGACUUCCGGAAAGCUCCACCCACGAACUUCCGGCCACUAUUGCCGAGUGUGACACGUGGGAAAGACGCGAGGACAAACACUUAACACGAACCUCGUGACAACUUAUCAUAGCCUUAUUUUAAGUUUCGAUAUAUUUUGAUUUUAGUUUGUAGACAGGAUUUUGUCUACUGAUAUUAACAUUCUAUGAACUGUUCAAUAAGUUAUAUAAUAGACUAGUGACUAGGGGUGUAAUUAUAUACACUCGCAAAAACAUUCAAGUGAACGUUAACAAUCAGAACUUCAAGCAAAGAUUUGUAUCAAAGAUAGUUUAUGUUUAUAACGUUUAUAAAUGGGUUAUAUCUUGAAACCAAUUAUUCAAGGCGAGGUCUGUGUCUGAUUGUUGAGAACUGCAAAGGAGUUUAGGCUUUGUUUUGCUCUAGUAGGAAAACUUUGCUUGUGGCUUUUUGUCAUUGUAAUAAUGAGUAUUGAUGCAUUUACCUCAUCUAAAGAUAUCCUUAUUUCCUCCUUGAAAAGAAGAUUUUCUACAAAGAUUGUUUUAAGAAUGAAUCAGUACACUAA
Messenger RNA from Mya arenaria, 2189 nucleotides. RefSeq names its product organic cation transporter protein-like. NCBI's taxonomy places the organism in Eukaryota, Metazoa, Mollusca, Bivalvia, Myida, Myidae. The record is from RefSeq and is a predicted model, not a curated record. Gene Ontology annotation, molecular function: transmembrane transporter activity. The transcript is spliced from 11 exons. Gene Ontology annotation, biological process: transmembrane transport. The coding region runs from base 35 to 1729 and encodes 564 amino acids.